Molecule: messenger RNA, 1174 nt
Organism: Cynoglossus semilaevis (tongue sole)
Lineage: Eukaryota; Metazoa; Chordata; Actinopteri; Pleuronectiformes; Cynoglossidae
Exons: 5
Coding region: 153-800 (215 amino acids)
Source: RefSeq, a predicted model, not a curated record
CAGCAUGCACUGGGGGCCUCCUGACACUAACACCAACACCAGCUCCAUCAUCUGUGUGUGUUUGCUGCCCCUCAGAGGUUCAUAAGAGCAGCCCAGAAAUUAUUCAUAGGAACCUGAUCUGGUCCUAAAAAGAUAAAGAGGGUUAUGUCUCCAUGGUGACUGCUCCCUCCAGGCCUGCAAACAAACAGCACACAUCCUGUUGGACUGGAGUUGGAAAGAUGCACCGGUCGUACCAGCCGCUAAAACCUGUCACCAACCGCUACCUGCAGCAGAGAUGGGACCAGAACAACUACCAGAACCACUGCAGGAAGGUAAGCUCCGCCCUUCCUGUCGUUGACAACAGGGGCAUUAGGACACCAGCCCAUGUCCAACUCAAACUGAAAAGACUGCAGCUGCAGGAUGAGCGCCUGUCCAUCAUCGACAGAGACAACCGUCUCCUGUCCUCCAGACUGGCCAACAUCGUUUCUUCACAUGGUUUGGUGGACCAUCGGAACCAGUAUCACCUGAAGAGUCUCAAUGCUGACAAGAGGCGGGCUGAGCUGGUACUGGUCCGUCGUCAGAAUCAGGCCAUCUACCAGCGGCUCCUGUCCCGACAGUCAGAGUAUCGCCGCCAGACAUGGUUGGACGACUGGCAGAAGGCGGAGCGUCGUCGUGAGAGCAUUUCCCAGUAUCCCCGGGGACUGGGAGACAAACAGAAGUCAAACCGAAAGGUGAAGUUCUCCGCCGCGCCGGACAGUGAGUGGUCGGAUGACACAGACGAGUCACAGAGACGGACGUGGAACACGCACACACACGGAUGAUCAUGUGACCUGUCUGCAGAGAUGCCCCUUCGUGUGGAGUCAGUAAAAAGAAAACAAAGAGAAAACGUCAAAUAUCUUCAUGUUAUUUGACACUGGUUUAAAGUCAAAACAUGUUUUUAUUUAUGAAUCUGUGUUUGAUGUGAAUCUUUUCUGAGAUCAUUUUUAAAGUUUAUUUUUGUUUUUAAUAUAUAUACAGGUAAAGUAAGGCUCAACAUAUUUGCAAACAUUAUACACUGACACCGAGCCUAUAAUAAUGUUAUAAUUAUAUCUGUUUAUUUAACUCUCACUAAAAUAUGUCAUGGCUGCACAUAUAUAUGGAGUUUUCCAUUAAUUGUCCGAAGGUAAAGGUUAAUAAAGUUCUAUUUAUAUUUAGA